Alnus glutinosa is the source of this 2119-nucleotide messenger RNA. Its product is annotated as cation/calcium exchanger 5. The transcript is spliced from 2 exons. The record is from RefSeq and is a predicted model, not a curated record. Gene Ontology annotation, biological process: transmembrane transport; monoatomic cation transport. Gene Ontology annotation, cellular component: membrane. Bases 173 to 1777 code for a protein of 534 amino acids. Gene Ontology annotation, molecular function: monoatomic cation transmembrane transporter activity. Lineage: Eukaryota; Viridiplantae; Streptophyta; Magnoliopsida; Fagales; Betulaceae.
AACGCGUCAAGUUGGAGAAAGCUGUGAGGGAAUGACUCACAGAAAGCUGUGAAAACUGAAAAGCCCAAUUUAUCACGGUUCGGUUCGUUACUGAGUCAACUCAGAGACACGCACACAGAGUGAGAGACAGUGGCGCUUGACAAAGGGGAGGGGCUGAUGUGAAUCCCAUGGCAUGGCCUUCUCUCUCCCCCACUCCCUCAAAACAAUUGCACUCUUUCUCUCCCUCCUCUCCUCACUCCUCUUCUUUCUUCUCAAAUCCCCAGCCAAUCCCUUCCCUUUUCGUCAUAUCCCCAACAGAUCCCUCCUCACCAAAACGCCAUCUCCUUGCUCCAACUCCACCUCCAAUGCCCUCCUCAACUACUCCUGCCUCUUCAGCCAAAACCCAUUUCUCUCUAUCCUUUCCCUUUCCCUCCUCAUCCUCCUUUUCUUCUACAUCCUCAUCAAGACCGCACAGGACCACUUCUCCGUAGUGACCACCAAACUAGCCAACCAACUAAAUCUAUCACCAUCUAUUGGUGCUGUUACUCUAUUAGCCUUAGGCAAUGGCGCUCCAGAUGUGUUUGCAUCAGUUGCCGCUCUCCGUGGAGGCCAGUUUCGAACUGGGUUCGGUGCAAUACUCUCCGCCGGCACGUUUGUCUCUGCACUUGUUGUUGGUUUCGUGGCAAUCUACGCCGCACCCUUUUCGGUGGAUCCCGUGCCGUUUGUGAGGGACGUCUUGUUUUAUUUGAUUGCGGCGUUGUUUUUGUUCUAUGUCUACCUUAGUGCGGAGAUUUUUCUGUGGCAGGCUGUUGGGUUUGUUGUGUUUUAUGUGUUUUUUGUUGGGAUUGUGUUUUGGAUGGACUUGGGAUUGGUUGAAGGGAGAGGGAGAGGGAAAGGUGGGGUUGAGGUGGGUUUGGUUGGGGAAGGUGAGGUGGAGAGGGGUUUUGUUGCGGUGGACUGCGAGAUAGGAGAGGUUUCAGGAAAUCCGGGGGAAGUAAAGCCAGGUUUCGGGUUUUGUCGAGCUCUUGGAAUGAUGUCAAAAGUAUGGGAGCUUCCUGUCUCGUUUCUUUUAAAGAUCACAAUUCCACAAACCGCACCUUCAGAAUGGAGCAGAGUCUACGCGUCAGCCAAUGUCGCUCUUUGCCCCCUAGUCCUUUUAUGUGCUUGCAACACAUUCAUGCCAUUUGAUCAUCCGAUUGUUUUCCUCCUUCCACACACUCAUUUCCCUCUCUGGUUUAUAGUCCUACUGGCGAGCUCCUCUCUUGCGGUCCUCCACUUUAUAGUGGAAAAGGAGCCCCCAAAAACUGAGCAAUUGCCUGUAUUGAUCACAGCAUUUGUUAUGAGUGUGUUCUGGAUAUCCACCAUUGCUGGGGAACUGCUGAACUGCCUUGCAGCACUUGGGGAAAUUCUCGAAUUGCCGCCAGCACUCCUUGGACUCACUGUACUUGCAUGGGGAAACUCAGUUGGGGAUCUUGUUGCUGAUGUGGCAGUUGCCAAAGCAGGUCAGCCAGCAAUGGCCAUGGCUGGCUGCUUUGCCGGGCCAAUGUUUAACAUGCUUGUUGGGCUUGGAACUGCUUUGGUGAUGCAAACAGCCAAUGUUUAUCCAAAUGCUUAUGAGCUCCAUUUCCACAUGGGUAUCGUGAUUGCAUUUGUCUUCCUGCUAUUGAGCCUGAUGGGGUCUCUACUAGUUAUUAUUUGGUAUAGAUUCCGGGUGCCUAGGUUCUGGGGAUUCUGUCUUGUUGGUCUGUAUAUUGUUUUUACAGCCAUAAGCUUAGUUAUUGCCAAGUUUUCAGGGUAAUUUUUGACAUUUGUCUGCAUAAUGACCGGUGGAGUACAUUUAUCAAUGCCAGCCAAUGUGAGAGAGAUGCGGCUGCUACCUGUUGGGUAUCUCUGCUCGGGGGGACAUGCCAGUUGUUAGCAUUCGAAGGAGAAGGAUGAAAGGAUUGAGUAGACCGCAAUUUAAAGAUAGGUAGCUUACAGUUGGAUUAAUUUUGGUUCCUGAUUUGUUUAUCCACCGCGUAGGUGAUAUUCUUUAUUAAUUGCCAAAAAAAUUUUUUGAUUCAUAUCAGAAUCAUCUUCUUGUAAUAGGAAAAUGUCAAUGUAUAAUUUUUUGCCACAAAGUAUAGUCAUAUUGCAGUUA